Culex quinquefasciatus (southern house mosquito) is the source of this 2014-nucleotide messenger RNA. RefSeq lists its product as uncharacterized. The transcript has 4 exons. Bases 1 to 1554 code for a protein of 517 amino acids. Lineage: Eukaryota; Metazoa; Arthropoda; Insecta; Diptera; Culicidae. The record is from RefSeq and is a predicted model, not a curated record.
AUGGAACCGCAACACGGUGUUGAUCGUCAAACGCCGAAGGCGAUCUUCAACACAGCCAACUUCGAUCAUCAGCGACGCGACCGUGGCCAAGAUUCCCUCAAGGACCAGCGCGCGAACGGAACCGUCACUUUCUGGUCUCGAGCGCGGACUUCGAUCAUCAGCGACGGUGGCCAAGAUUCCCUCAAGGACCAGCGCGCGAACGGAACCGUCACUUUCUGGUCUCGAGCGCGGACUUCGAUCAUCAGCGACGGUGGCCAAGAUUCCCUCAAUGACCAGCGCGCGAACGGAACAGUCACUCCCUGGUCUCGAGUGCGGACUUCAAUUAUCAGCGACCGUGGCCAGGAUUCUCUCGAGGACCACCACGACAAUUCUGCACGUGAAUCUACAAGGUCAGCAUGGAACCGCAACACGGUGUUGAUCGUCAAACGCCGAAGGCGAUCUUCAACACAGCCAACUUCGAUCAUCAGCGACGGUGGCCAAGAUUCCCUCAAGGACCAGCGCGCGAACGGAACCGUCACUUUCUGGUCUCGAGCGCGGACUUCGAUCAUCAGCGACCGUGGCCAAGAUUCCCUCAAGGACCAGCGCGCGAACGGAACCGUCACUUUCUGGUCUCGAGCGCGGACUUCGAUCAUCAGCGACGGUGGCCAAGAUUCCCUCAAGGACCAGCGCGCGAACGGAACCGUCACUUUCUGGUCUCGAGCGCGGACUUCGAUCAUCAGCGACCGUGGCCAAGAUUCCCUCAAGGACCAGCGCGCGAACGGAACCGUCACUUUCUGGUCUCGAGCGCGGACUUCGAUCAUCAGCGACGGUGGCCAAGAUUCCCUCAAGGACCAGCGCGCGAACGGAACCGUCACUUUCUGGUCUCGAGCGCGGACUUCGAUCAUCAGCGACCGUGGCCAAGAUUCCCUCAAGGACCAGCGCGCGAACGGAACCGUCACUUUCUGGUCUCGAGCGCGGACUUCGAUCAUCAGCGACGGUGGCCAAGAUUCCCUCAAGGACCAGCGCGCGAACGGAACCGUCACUUUCUGGUCUCGAGCGCGGACUUCGAUCAUCAGCGACCGUGGCCAAGAUUCCCUCAAGGACCAGCGCGCGAACGGAACCGUCACUUUCUGGUCUCGAGCGCGGACUUCGAUCAUCAGCGACGGUGGCCAAGAUUCCCUCAAGGACCAGCGCGCGAACGGAACCGUCACUUUCUGGUCUCGAGCGCGGACUUCGAUCAUCAGCGACCGUGGCCAAGAUUCCCUCAAGGACCAGCGCGCGAACGGAACCGUCACUUUCUGGUCUCGAGCGCGGACUUCGAUCAUCAGCGACGGUGGCCAAGAUUCCCUCAAGGACCAGCGCGCGAACGGAACCGUCACUUUCUGGUCUCGAGCGCGGACUUCGAUCAUCAGCGACCGUGGCCAAGAUUCCCUCAAUGACCAGCGCGCGAACGGAACAGUCACUCCCUGGUCUCGAGUGCGGACUUCAAUUAUCAGCGACCGUGGCCAGGAUUCUCUCGAGGACCACCACGACAAUUCUGCACAUGGUUCGGAAUGUUUGAUAAGAAGCAAAUGAAUCUACAAGGUCAGCAUGGAACCGCAACACGGUGUUGAUCGUCAAACGCCGAAGGCGAUCUUCAACACAGCCAACUUCGAUCAUCAGCGACCGUGGCCAAGAUUCCCUGAAGGCCCAGCACGAGUAACGGAACCGUCCAUGGGCGUGUCCAGCCCGUGUAACGGAACCGUCACUUCCUGGUCUCGAGCGCGGACUUCGAUCAUCAGCAACCGUGGCCAAGAUUCCUUCGAGGACCAGCGCGCGAACGAAACCGUUACUUUCUGGUCUCGAGCGCGGACUUCGAUCAUCAGCGACCGCGGCCAAGAUUCCCUCAAGGACCAGCGCGCGAACGGAACCGUCACUUCCUGGUCUCGAGCGCCGACUUCGAUCAUCAGUGACCGUGAGCGCUGGAGCCAUGAGGCCAUCACUUGUUUUAGCAGUAAAAUACCUUAUUGUUAUAAAAUAAUGUUGAAUUAAAUCG